Xyrichtys novacula (pearly razorfish) is the source of this 30142-nucleotide messenger RNA. NCBI's taxonomy places the organism in Eukaryota, Metazoa, Chordata, Actinopteri, Labriformes, Labridae. The record is from the annotation of a GenBank genome assembly.
GUUGAGUUUUCUAGUGCACUGAUCAUUUAUACUGUUGGUUGGAGAAAGACUUCGACGAUGACAAAAAAAUGAAUAUGAAUCAUGUGGUCACUGAUUCGUCAUUCUGUUGCUCCUUGUAAUUUUUUUUUGUUUUUUGUUCAUCAUCAGUUGUAAUCUAUUUGGGGAACUUGAUGGCACUAAUUAUUUGUUUUAUUAUUUAAAUAUAAUUUUUUCCUGUAGUUUAUUACCUGGCAAUAAUAGUUUAUAAUUGGGUCAAAUUCCCAUUACUGGUGAAAUGGUUCUAAAAGGGCUGAGAUGUGUUUAAGCUGCUAGUUAUUAUUAUGUAUUCAUGUUGGACAGGUGGACAUCAUCAAAAUCAACUACAUUGUGGGUUUUGUGAGAGUAUCUUAUCAAACUUUCAGCGUUGAGCACAUCAGCUGUUUGUCUAUAUUUGUGCCCAAGUGUUAAACUUUUGGGCUCUUUUUAAGCACAAAUGCAUACAAGAUUGUAAAGCUGCUGAGGAGGCUUAAGGAGUAAAUCUUAUUUGGAGGAUCUCUUUUUUUAUGUCAAUAUACAAAAAAAAAAAAAAAACUGCGUGCCAAGCAAAGAUACCAACAUGGUGAAACGGGCAAAAAACGAAGAUAAACGAAAACAUCUGUCUGGAUUCAGCUCUGACUCUUUUUGUGUAUCAGUGCUAGCAAUAAAGACCCUGACAUAACUCCUUUCAGUGGGCAAGUGAUGCAUAGAUAAUUGGGUGUUUAAUAUAAAUCUGGCUGUUACACUCUCUCAUCAGUAUCAAGAUGUAAGCAUAAAAUGUAUACAAUAUGUAAAAUGAACAAGUUAAAAUUGAAAUGAAUCGUACAUAUGCAGUAAUAAUGCAGAUUAUUUCACUGCUGGAGUAGUGCAUACAUAACUGCCCAGAGUUACAAUAUUGAAUGACCGUCUGCUAACAUUAAAGCAGUUCAUUACUGGCUAGUACAGUUGGAUCUGGUGCCAACAUGUCAACAAAACGCUCCUUUCCAAACAUCCUGUAUCAAACCUGAAGUCAUGAUGCUAACGAGGCUAACAUUCGCCAAAGGUGAAGUUAGCACGCAAGCUAAGCUAACCAAGCUGCCGUUGAUGACGUCUUCUGACUGAGCGAUACGGAACUCCUUUAGGAAAAGGCUGAGAUAUAGGGGCGUUAGUUUCACUGCUUACGACAAACGCUACACGGCAGAACAAAACGAGAAAGACAGAACUGCAAGGUAAUUAACAAUCAGGUAGACAGGUAUGUAAAAUGUUAUCAUUCCAGAGGAUAUGCUAACGUUAGCUUAGCCUUGCUUACUUUGCUGCAGUUCCUUCCUAACAGAGCAACUAAAAUACACUUAAAAGCUCCUACAGCUUCUUAUGCAGUCAAACCUACGCCGAAUUACGGAUCACCACCAAGCUUAAGUGGUGUGAUUUGUUGAAACGUAUUUAACAUGUUUUGUUCACAGUACAACACAUUAACGCUUAAUACUCCGAUUUUUAAAUCGUGCUUGGUUUGCUAUCUACCUCAGUGACAGGCGGUCAUAUAACCUUCGCGUUAGCAAUGCUAGUGUGUAAAAAAGGUGACACAAAUCUUACCGUAAAAGAUCAAAAUGUGCCCCCUCAGGAAAACACUUUGACACAGACUUGCGGCCUGAGCGUGAUUGUGUUGUUGCUGUUUAUCCUUGGCACUAUCUCCUCCCCUGUCCGCCUCAUGUUAACUCGCAUGACAUCAAGCGCUGUGUUCAGACACGACCAGGCGAGGGCGCUGUUCUCCUUAGGAUAGCAUUGUGCUGGAAAUGAGAUAUUUUCAGAUUAGCGGUGGUGUUGGUGCCAUAGAGAACUAUAAGAAAGGCUAGAUGGCUCAAGGUGGAGUCACCGGCGUCCAUACGAGGCGGCCAUCUUACUCCAGUAUACCAUUCUGGUACGCUCUAUUGUAGCUGACGGAAGGUGAGUAAGAUGCAUGAUACAAAAAUACUCUUAACUCGCUGAAAUCUUGACAAAUUUAAAAAUGGCCUUGUGAAUUAUAUACCGUAAUAACGUGGCUAUCAGUCGGGGUUCGUAGACAUAUUGAAAUGGCAGCUUUUCUUUGAGAAAAAAAGGACUUCAUUGUGCAGCACAGUUGUUUCACGGCUAUUUGCACGCAAAGACAAACUUUGAGUGGCUUUGCGCAAAUUGCACAUGAUUUCCAAGCUGUUUGGUUUGUUAAAAAUAUCUAAAAUGGCAACAUUAGGGAGAUAUUUAUAUUAAAAAUAAAUACAUAUAUGUUAUUUUGUAUGUUACCAUAGUUUUUCCUAUAAUUGAAAUAUUACUAAUAUAACAAACGUGAAAUGAUUAAAUGCUUUAUAUAUAAAUGAUUUAAUAUAACUGCCUUGGGUGUAGGCCUAUAGCUAUUGCUCUACCUAUGUGCUUACUGUUUAUUUAUGGAAAUUCAUAGGUAAAAUUAUUCUUGAGUAUGCAGGAACAUAAAUAAAAUUCUGAGGUUUGUGACAAACCACACCGUUUGAAUUUCUAUUUAAAAUUAAGUAAUCUACGAUUAUUUAAACGCUACAUGCACAGUAACUGUAAUGCUGAAUGGGUGUGGUGCCUGAAGCAAGAUGGCCGCCAUGCGCGGACGUCGGUCUCCAACAGCGUGCGUAAGCCAUCUAGCGAUUAUAUAUACAGGACUGUCUCAGAAAAUUAGAAUAUUGUGAUAAAGUCCUUUAUUUUUGUGUAAUGCAACUAAAAACAUGAAAAUGUCAUACAUUCUGGAUUCAUUACAUAUCAACUGAAAUAUUGCAAGCCUUUUAUUUUUUUAAUAUUACUGAUUAUGACACACAGCUUAAGAAAACUCAAAUAUCCUAUCUCAAAAAAUUAGAAUAUCAUGAAAAAGUAUACUAGUAGGCUAUUUAACUAAUCACUUGAGUCGUCUAAUUAACUCGAAACACCUGCAAGGGUUUCCUGAGCCUUUAAAAACACUCAGCUUGGUUCAGUAAACUAAAUCACAAGUAUGGGGAAGACUGCUGACCUGACUGCUGUCCAGAGGACCAUCACUGACACCCUCCAUCAGGAGGGUGAGACACAAAAAGAAAUUUCUAAAAGAGCAGGCUGUUCACAGAGUGCAGUUUCAAAGCACAUUCACAAAAAGUCUGUUGGAAGGGGGAAAUGUGGCAGGAAACACUGCACAAUCAAGAGGAGCUGCUUCCAGAAUUUGGGGGAGCUUCAAAGACAGUGGACUGAAGCUGGAGUCCAGGUAUCAAAAGCCACUGUUCACAGACGUGUCCGGGAAAUGGGCUACGAUAGCCGUAUUCCCAUGGUCAAGCCACUCCUGAACUCAAGACAACGGAAGAAGCGUCUGACUUGGGUUAUAGAAAAGAAGCACUGGACAGUUGCAGAGUGGUCCAAAGUUCUCUUUUCAGAUGAAAGUUUUGUAUUUCAUUUGGAAGUCAAGGUGCCAGAGUCUGGAGGAAGGCUGGAGAGGAGCAAAAUCCAAGUUGCUUGAAAUCCAGUGUGAAGUUCCCACAGUCAGUGAUGGUUUGGGGAGCCAUGUCAGCUGCUGGUGUUGGUCCACUGUGUUUCAUCAAGUCCAGAGUCAAUGCAGCUGUGUACCAAGAGAUUUUAGAGCACUACAUGCUUCCGUCUGCUGAAAAGCUCUAUGGAGAUGAUGAUUUCAUUUUCCAGCAUGAUUUGGCACCUGCCCACAGUGCCAAAACAACCAGUAACUGGUGUACUGACCAUGGCAUUUGUGUCCUCGAUUGGCCUGCCAACACCCCUGACCUGAACCCCAUAGAGAAUUUGUGGGGUAUUGUGAAGAAGAAGCUCAAAGAAACCAGAACCAACAAUGCAAAUGAGCUAAAGGCCACUAUUGACGCAUCCUGAGCAUCCAUAACACCUCAGCAAUGCCACAGGCUGAUUGCCUCCAUGCCACGCCGCAUUGAUGCAGUAAUCCGUGCCAAAGGAUUCCCAACCAAGUACUGAGUGCAUUAAUUGACAUUUUCAAAUGUUUGAUUUUGUUUUGCUGUUAUAAAUCUUUUUUUUUUACUUGGUCUGCGGAAAUAUUCUAAUUUUUUGAGAUAGGAUUUUUGAGUUUUCUUAAGCUGUAUGCCAUAAUCAGCAAUAUUAAAAUAAUAAAAGGCUUGCAAUAUUUCAGUUGAUGUGUAAUGAAUCCAGAAUGUAUGACAUUUUUGUUUUUUUAAUUGCAUUACAGAAAAUAAAGGACUUUAUCACAAUAUUCUAAUUUUCUGAGACAGUCCUGUAUAUGGUUGGUGCAUCACAUGCCUGGGCAGCACCGUCAGCACGCUCACAUUGCAUCACAUUCGGCGCAACAUCUCUACCACCGUCUUAUACUUCCUUUGGGCUGUUAGAAAUUCAGGAAUGUACACAUUUAAAUUGUUUAUGUUGCUGCAAAACAACUCUUGCUUUGUACAUCUCCAAUCAUAUUUUUUUUUUUUACAAAUACUACAUAAAAAAAAGUUGAGUCAUAAUUUAAUGUCAUAGUUUUGUGAAAAGCAUGUGCUAAUUUUUACAAAGACGAACGAACUUCAAACUAGUAGGAAAGAAGUCUUCCACAUUUUCCUCUAAAAGACUCUUUGUGAGUGAUAAAUCAGUGCAAUUAACAUACGGCAGGAUAGGCCUGGACGAUAUAGAAAAAAGCAUAUUGAUAAAAAAUAAAUCAUAUUGAUCGGUAUCGAUAAUUAUCGAUAUAAUUAUUAUAAUUAUUUAACAUAUAUUUUAAUUGCAGCCCUGGAUGUUUUAUGCUAUUGCUUAAUGACCUACUUUUAAUAAAGAACACACAAGCACUGAAUUCAAAUUCAAACCUUUAUUCAACCACCUUUUUUAUUUUACCACAACUUAAAGUUUUUUAAAAAAGAACUAAAAAAAAAAAGAAAUCAACUUAGGUGGCCUGAGUGACGUCAGUAAAUACUGACAAACAUAAAAGACUAAAGUGACCAGAAAAUCUGAUAAAUAAAUAUUUAAAUAGUCUUUUGAUGAAAAUAAACAAAACAAACAAAUAUAUAAAUAAACAGAAUAGCUUUAGGUGGGAAUAGCAUACUACCAGUUUUAACUGUGUGGGAAACUGCCCACAGCCUGGUGUCUGAACACUGAAAUAUUUCUCCCGGGGUCGGGAGAUUUAUUUUUUUUAAUUAUCAUGUGAUUGACUUAAUACACAAACUAAGCACGAGAAGCAGGACUUAUCCACGCCGGUGUUGUGUCGUAGAAUGCACCCCUGCCGAAUGCACCCCCUGCUAGUAGCCAUGAUCCAAAUACUCGCGUCUUUGUAAAAUAUGAGCUCAUUUUCUUCCACUUUAAGAAGCUAGUGAGUGGACGGGAUGCAGGGAUGCAUUCUAUGGCACAACACCGGAACGUAUUUCGUCUGCACCCUUCUCACCUUUUCAACCCCUGACCAAUUUUCAUGCCUGAAGCGCUGUGUUUGAGAAAUACUUGCGGCCGGGCACUUCAUAUCGCGGGUCGAGAGUGGCUAGAAGCUGGUCGAAGCCAGGCUUUUCAACGGUAGUUAUUGGCAGUAUGUCCCUCGCUAUGGAGCAUGUUACUGCAUGGGUGAUGUCCUUAUGCCGCUCGGACGCUUUGUCGUAUUUUGGCAAGAAACGAAGUCCAGUUUGGUCUGCUUCACAUGCUUUGUGCUGGUGCUGGCAGCGGUUCCAGAGGAUUCCUCCUCCGACGAUGACGUGGAGCCGCGGCGUGGCCGACACAGCUCGUACUCCUGCGGGUGCGAUCGGUUUAGAUGGUAAAACAAGUUGGUUGUGUUACCAGACUUGGUUUUUACUAAUUCUCUGCAAAUUUUGCAAACGACCGCUGUUCGCUUUUUGUCAGACUUUUAAAAACCAAAACAUUGCCAUGCUGGUGAACUACUGAAACCUUUUUUCGGGACAAUUUCCUCCGCUUCUCCUUGCUGUAUCAUUUUUUCUAAUACGCGUGCUGUCUGUUGUGGUUUGAUAGGGGCUGGGCUUGGUGCCGUAGCGUACCUGGGUCUGCGUUUGUGAUUGGUUGGGAGGAAGUAAUGACUGUAGUAAAAGCUACAUGAUAGGCUAUGAUGAAAAAGAAAGGGAAACUGUUUUUCUAUCGAACUUUUUAUCGACCCGUUUUUUUUCUAUCGCACCACACGUCUAGCGAUCGAUAUAUAUUGUUAUCGAAUUAUCGUCCAGCACUACGGCAGGAUCAGAUUUUUCGUUGAAAGACAUAACCUACACAACUGUAAGACAAAAUGGGCAGAAAUGUAAGGCACUGGUUGAUCCUGAAGGAGGCACCGCAAUCAACGCAAAAGCUCCUCACUGUAGCUUCAAUUAAAGGUACAGUAUCAUAAACCAGUGGUUUGUUAUGGCUGCGCCUCUAGUGGGCUUGGGGAGGUACUGCAAGUGGGCUGUUAGAGGAUGGUAAUAAAAUAAAAAAAUAUUUAUUUCAGUUUCACUUUGUGCUUUUUUGUGUUGCUUACAAAUAAAUACAUUUAUCUGUCUCUCAAGUGUCAGAGUCAUGUAAUGAGAGGUUGGCUGUCCUUGGAAUAUUUUUGAUAUCAAACUUUAAUGCUGAAUGAAGUGUUGCAGUUAGCGCCUGAUUGCACAGCAUAUCAGCUUCUGGCUACAUUUCCACUGAAGUUAACACACCUUUUACAUGGAACUGAGUCAACUGGUUUCAGUUUCUGUGACUGCCAAAACUUUAAAUUUAAAGAAAAACAAAAAGCACUGGCAUAACUUAAGGUGUUCCAACAAUAACAGCUAUAAACUCAUUUAAUGACAUUAAUCCAUUACCUUAAAAUGUCACACUCAUUAAAUCAUAAGAGUUUACACAAGAGAGUUCAGAGUUUGCAAAAUCAUUAGAAUGAAGUGCUGAAUAGUAAUUUAGCAGCUUAAAAAGAUUUUAGGUUUUUUUCAGGUGUGGCAUCAGUUUAUUUAAAAAAAAUGCAUUUCAUAUAUCAAGGCUCUCUUUUGAUGCAAUUUAACUUCAAAAAGAUAAAUCAAAUAAAAUUAUGAUAAAGGCAUGAUACUGUUUAGGACCUUCACCACAUUAGCUGUCUUCUCAGAGGGUCUCCUUUUGAAAUUCUUUAGGUAAGGAUGAAUUUCCUCAAAAUUUCCUCAGUAAAACCCAGGGUAGCCAGCUCCUGCCUGAAGAUGCUCAUGUUACAAUGUCAUUUAACAGCAUACGUUCAAAAGCAAGAACAAUUCGAGUCAAGAUCUAGUCAAGAAGAAACAAGAUCAAUAAGAUUCACAAAGUGCUUUGAGUCCAUUUGGAUGCAGGUACUGCCAAGCAGUGUUAAAGGCAAAAUACAAAGUGAAUAAAUUGAAUAAAUAAACAUCAAGAAUGAAACAAUCAAUUAUCAAUGUGAGACCUUUUUAUUGUCACUAUCAAUUAAACUUUCUUAAUGACUAUGUUCUUCCUUUCAGCGUUUUUGAGUUAGCUCUUCGUCAGACCAUUUUGAUUUUGAGGAGAGAGAAACAGUCGAGGGAGGGCAGUUGGCAACAACUGAGCUGUGAAUGGUGAGGAGAUGGCAGAAGGAAGUGAUGGAUCAGGAAGUGAGUCAGGAGAGAUGGAAGUAGGUGGCAGGAGGUGUAAAGUUGAAUGGGAUAUUGUCAGGAAAAAUAAACGUAUAAGAGAGCAAGUAAUCAAUCAGAUUAUAGGGAUUAAAAAAGGGGGGCUGGAGGAAAGAAGGAGUUUAAGGUAACCGUUAAACUUGCGCAAGAGGGUGCUUCAUUCAGCAAAUGGAAUCCUAUAAGGCUAACCCAUAGACUGAAGAUACUAUGGACAACUUGGUUCCGCCUUCCGUAUGGAUACGGAUUUAAAGCCAAAAAGCUCUCGGUAAUUCCGGGAUUUUUCUUAAUUUCCUGAAACCAGUGCUGUGCAGUAGCAAUGUGCGCCUUCGGCGGGAGAGUCGCUGUGAUGACGCUCGGCUCAAACAGCGUAUCCCCCGGAUGAGCUACGCAAUCCCUGAAUGCCCAUAGGCUGUAUCAGGUGUCAAUCAUAGAAAACAUGACUAAUAACUUUUAAAAAUGGAGCUGUUCAGCUGGUUUUAUCAAAAACCGUCAGCCUUAUUUCAAUAUUUGUCGUCUUCUCAAUCUCAUGUAUACUCCUUCGGAUACAGUGCCUGAAUGUGUCCUCUCCUUGGAUGCGGAAAAAAGCAUUUGACUGUGUGGAAUGGGCAUAUUUGUUUAAUGUUUUAGAGAAAUUUAAUUUUGGACCUAGCUUUAUUAGUUUGAUAAAACUAUUAUACUCAAACCCAACCGCUUCUGUUCUCACAAAUUCCCCAAAAUCCCAACCAUUUAGUCUUCAGCGAGGUACUCGUCAGGGUUGUCCCCUGAGCCCAUUCCUUUUCAACCUGGCUUUGGAACCUCUGGCUAUUGCCCUGAGAAGCUGCCCAGAAACCAAAGGCAUCUGGAGGUGGGGAGUUGAACAUGAAGUGUCCCUUUACGCAGAUUGCCUUUGCUUUCCCACUUUGGCCAGUUUUCAGGAUACAAACUUAAUCUUCACAAAAGUGAACUGUUUUCAUUGAAUAAGGCUGCCUUUAUCACAGACUUAUCAAAUCUUCCUUUUAAAGUUCCUAAAAACAAGAUCACCUAUCUAGGCAUUACGGUGACAACUAAAUACAAAUGUCUUUAUAAAGAAAACUUUCUAUCUCUGCUAAACAAAGUUAAACUAGGUCUGGCACAAUGGUCUCCUCUAUCUACAUCCCUUGUAGGCAGAAUCAAUUCAAUUAAAAUGUCCAUUCUUCCUAAAUUUAUAUACCUUUUUCAAUCAAUUCCAGUUUUCAUACCAAAAUCUUUUUUUGAUCAGUUAGAGUCAGUUUUGUCAUCAGUUUUAUGGAAAGGCAAGCGUCCUCGUCUCAACAAAGUUCAUCUUCAAAAAUCCAAAAACAGCGGGGGUAUGGCUCUACUAAACUUCCGACUGUACUACUGGGCAGCUAAUAUACGCUGUCUUACUUGUUGGACACAUUUCUAUGACAGGACAGGUAAACCAGAGUGGGUGGAUAUGGAGCUAAACUCAGUUAAAAAUCAUUCUAUUCCAGCCUUGCUUAGAUCCUCAUUCCCAGUCCCCUCACAUAUUUCAAUCCCUAACCCUGUUGUUAGACAAUCUUUGAAAAUAUGGACCUAGUUUAGAAAACACUUUAACUAGCUUUUCUCUAUCCAGCCCAAUCUUUUCUAACCUUCUGUUUCCACCUUCCUCACUUGACUUCGCCUUUCAGGAAUGGCACAGACCAGUUAUUAGACACUUUACAGAUUUAUUCAUUGGGAACUAUUUUGCAUCUUUCGAACAGCUGUGCAAAAAAUUUAACUUAUCAAAAACUCACUUCUUCAGGUACUUGCAAGCUAGACACUUCAUCCGUUCUCAGGUACAAAACUUUCCUGCAGCAUCUGAAACAAGCAUUGUCGAUGAUGUGCUUCAGUUGCAUCCAACACGUAAAAGGCUCAUCUCCAUAAUAUACAAUAAGUUGAUAGAUAUAAGACAUGAUCCCCUAGACAAAAUAAGGGCUGCCUGGGAACAAGACCUGAACCUUACAUUGUCAGACAAUCUGUGGGAAAAGAUCCAUAGGUAUAUUAACUCAACAUCGUUCUGUGCCCGCCACUGCCUCCUGCAGUUUAAGGUCGUUCACAGAGCUCACUUAUCCAUAUCCAAACUAGCUCGUCUCUAUCCCGAGGUGGAUCCCCUCUGUGACAAAUGCAGAUUAGGUGAAGGCUCUCUUAUUCACAUGUUUUGGACGUGUCUCAGCCUUGAGAAAUUUUGGAGAGAGGUUUUUCAAACUUUAUCACAAAUCCUUAACAUAACCUUAGAACCUGAUCCUCUGGUGGCUGUUUUUGGUACGGUGGGAGAAGAUACAAAUCUUUCUUCCAUUAAGAGCUGAACCCUAGCGUUUGCCUCCCUCCUGGCUGGACGUGCGGUUCUCCUCAGAUGGAGGGAUGCUGCCCUGCCCACUCACAGUCAGUGGCUGAAAGACCUUGGACUCUAUUUUUGUGUACGCCGGUGAGGUGGCGGAGGGUGGUGGACCCCGCGCAGUUGUAUUUUCGUCUGGCGGAGCCCGGCGUACAGCCAGUUUGGUAUUGUCGUGGACUGAGGCACACGGAGGCGAACCGAGAUCCACCAAGCUGGGCGUGGUGGCGUGGCAGGGGGAGGUGUCGACAGAAUCAGAGGGCGCACUGAAAUUUUCGUGCUCCCCAGUGGCGUGUAAAGUGCGCUGAGAGCUCGCCAAUUCAAACCUGGUCAGCUUUCAGUGCAGGCGGAGCACAGCUGGUCUAGUGGUAUUUUGGUAGACUGGCGGCAUAUCAGCAUACGUCACCGAUGCCUCACAGGCAGGUUUCCACAGUGUCAGGCACAUUUCAGUGCAAUAAAUAAUCAUCAACAACUAUUAAUCUGAGUCAGCACAUACAUUUAGAUCUAUAUAGAUAUAUUCUGAUCUAUAUCUGAUCUGAUGAGCGCGUUUGGCACGCGUUUGGACACAAAACCUGACUGAAUUAACACAGCUGAAACCGCAUUAAAUUAAAUUAAAUAUCUAGUAAAUAAACACAUAUGAUGAAGUGAACAAGAUAUGUAAUUCGCCUCCCUCCUUUUCUUUCUUCCUCUUCCUCUUAUUUCGUAUUUGUGCGUAAUUAAUUUCUAAAGUUUGUCCACAGCUCCAUAAGCUUUGCUGGCGGAGGCGGGAUUUAUGACCUAUAUUUUAGCCCAUCAACAGAGGGUGCUGUUCUCGGAGUGGCUUCACCCAGCAAGGAGGCAGAUGCUGUCCAUACUUUAUACAGUCUAUGGUCAUGACUCAUGGGGGGCAGCACGAGCACUUCCAAAAAAAUAUUGAUAAAUCUGCGCCGCAAAGCGGAUUUGUAUGAACUCUUGUCAAAUUGGUGCCCCCUGCUGCUGUGGGUGCCCCUGCUUGCUGCAAAGGUGCCGCACAGAGGCUGACAGACUGUAUGAGACGAAGGGUGAGAGGGUCGCGGGGGACAGUUCUGCUCUCAGGACUGCUCUCACUCUGCCAGUCACGGUGGCUCAAGCAGAGAGGAGCUUCUCAAAAACUGAAGUUUAUAAAGUUGUACCUAAGGUCAACCAUGUCUCAGGAACGGCUCACUGGCCUUGCCGUCAUCAGCAUCAGUCACUUAACCCAUUUAAACCGGGAUAGCAUGUAGGCAUAUCAGCUUUCCAAGCCGGGAGCGUGGAUUCGCUCGGAUCUUGCUAUGUGCUUCGUGAGGAAAGUAAACAAUGACGGAGGCAGAGAACAGCUUUGGAGGAGAAGAAUCCAGCAGUGUGAACAACCUCUUCAUAUUGAGAUCUUUGGUUCACACUCUCGGCGAUUUCUGUGAGUGUUGCAUGACUUUGGGUGAGCACAGGAGGGGGGAUUUGCGUUUUUCAAAUCUGUCUCAACAGCCAAACUGGUUUUCAGAUCGUAGACCAUAGCUUUAAGCGGCUGAAAGCAAAAAGAAAUGGGAUUAAAAGCAACAGCCUAUCAAUUCUAAUCACCUUCAAUGAAGAAAGACUCCCAGAAAAGAUAUUCAUUGGAUAUAUGUGCUAUGAUCUGAGACCAUAUGUUCCCCCACCCCUAAGAUGUUUUAAAUGUCAGAGAUUUGGACAUGUAGCGGCAGUGUGCAAGGGGAAACAGAGUUGUGGCAGAUAUGGGGGAGACCAUGAGUAUGGCAAAUGUGAAGAAGGGGCAAAACUGAAGUGUUGCAAUUGUGGAGGAGAACAUAGCUCAGCAUACCGUGGAUGCAGGCAAGUAAAAAAGCAGCAGAGGUACAGAGAGUCAGGGUUUCCUAGGAGUGAGCUAUGCAGAAGCAGUCAAAAUGGUGUCAGGAAACGUACAGACAGCAAAGCAAAGCAACAAUGUGAGCAAAGAUACCGUUAAAUGCAACCGAUGUGAUAAGGUAUAAAUGAAUCUGUGUUGUUUAUGGCAGAUACAAUUAACUGCUCAACACAGACAAAGAGCCGAAAUGAAAGAAUCAAAAUAAUUGUUAAUUCAGCUGAAAGGUACCUUGAUGUGAAGGGGUUGAGCUGGGAAACAGUCAAAGACAUUCUGAAUGAAGAUACCCAAUCAUCUCAGGCAUGGGCUGGAUCCUCCUAAUGGUCCUACUCUUGUUGCAGUGGAAUGCAGGAAGCCUCAUUGCAUUGAAUGGAAUGAGUUUUAAAAUAUAACAAAUAAACACAGAUCAUGAAGCAAUUGUAAUUAAGGUAUGGACUAACAAAGGUUCCAUAGAUAUAGUUAAUUAUUACAAUCCAUGUGAGAAAUUAAAUCAAAAUAUAUUAAACUCUGUUGGGGGAUCACUGCAAGAAAGAGUAAUAUGGAGGGGGGGAUGUCAACUCACAUAAGUCAUUGUGAGAAAGCAAUAGCACAGAUGCAAAUGGUGUAGUUGAGGAAUUUUUAGAUGAUCAGGGUUUGGUGUGUACAAAUACUGGGGAGGGGACAUGAUAUAAAAGCACAAAAAACACAGAGACAGCUAUCAACCUGACAUUUGUAGAUAGUACAACAGCAGACGUAAGCACUUGGAAAGUAUUAAAACAUUCUACAGUACGUAGCAACCACUAUCCUGUGAUGACUACAGUCAGAUCAAAGGUUAGUAUGGAAAAGGGAAAGAAAAUUCCUAGAUGGAAAUUGGUAAAUGCUGACUGGGAUUCUUUCCAAAGACUCAGCACAAAUAGACUUGACAAAACUUCAAGAGAGCCAGAUGGAUAUACACAUUUACAAACACAAUGAGGAAAUAGUAAAAGAAAUAAUUACAUCUGCUGAGGAACCAAUCUCCAAAAGUACAGGAGGGUAGAGGUACCAAGAAUGUAGCCUGGUGGAAUAGUGACUGUGAUAAAGCCAUAAAAGCCAGAAAUAAAGUGUUUAGGCAACUCAAAAAACACCAUUCUCAGGAUGCUCUGACACAGUAUAAAAAGGACCCAGGCAAUAGUAAGAAGAACACAAAAACGCACGGAUAGCACCAGUAUUGGGAGUGAGGUACAGCUGUCAGAUGUGUGGGGCAUGAUUAGGAGAAUGGGGGGAAUCAGGAGGAAUUUUAAAAUACCAGUAUUGAACAAUGGUGAAAAAUUGGCUGCCUGCAACUUAGAAAAGGCUGAACUACUAGCCCAAACAUUUAAAAAAGUUCACAGUUCAGACAAUCUCACAGAAAAGGCCAAGCAGAUUAGAAGAAGGAUCCUUAAAACAAACCCAAAAAUACUAAAGAGAAUGGAGCUGCCAGGAGAUUAGUUAGACAUGCCUUUUAGUUUGUUUAAGCUGAGAAGAGCUAUCAUUAGUGCUCGUCAAACUACUCCUGGGAAAGAUGGUGUAUGCUACAAAACGGUGGAACACCUUACAGAGGAAGCACAAGCUAUAGUGUUAAGUCUGUUUAAUAGGGUUUGGGAGUCUGGCCAACUUCCCUCAGUGUGGAAAUGAGCAACAAUAGAACCAAUUCAAAAACCAGGAAAAGACCCCUCAGAUCCAUCUAGCUACAGAUCUGUUGCCUUGACAUCAUAUCUAUGUAAAAUCAUUGAAUGUAUGGCUACAGAAAGAUUAACAUAUUUUUAGAAAGUAAAGCUUUUCUGUCUGCAUAUCAAAAUGGGUUCCGUAGAGGUCGUAAUACAAUGGAUUCUGUACUGUGUUUGAAAUCAGACAUCAGGAAAGCACAGACCAAAAAGGAAGAAGUGAUAGCAGCCUUCUUUGAUGUUGAAAAAGCCUAUGACAUACUCUGGAAAGAGGGACUACUCAUUAAAUUAAAAUCACUGGGAAUUGGUGGAAAAGCAUUUAACUGGGUGUUGGACUUUUUAAUCAACAGAAAAAUACAAGGAAGAGUGGGUGCAGAAUAUUCUAAUGUGUAUGAAGUGGAGAAUGGUACCCCACAAGGUAGUGUAUGUAGUCCAAUGUUAUUCAACAUUAUGAUAAAUGACAUUGUUUUCUCUCGUUGAACAAGGAAAAGGGAAAUCAUUGUAUGCAGAUGACGGGGCUAUUUAGGGAAGAGGCUGCAGUAUAGAUUAUGUAAGUCAGAAAAUGCAAGAUGCAAUACUUAAAGUGAAGGAUUGGGCAGGUAAAUGGAGAUUCAGAUUGUCUAUAGCAAAAACCCAAGUGAUGUGUUUCUUAAGAUGGCAAAAAAUCACACCCUUCUGCUUACAACUACAAAACCCAAUUCUAUUGAAGUUGGGAAAUUGUGAUAAAUGUAAAUAAAAACAGAAUACAAUGAUUUACAAAUCCUUUUCAACCUAUAUUCAAUUGAAUACUCUACAAAGACAAGAUAUUUAAUGUUCAAACUCAUAAACUUUAUUUUUUUUUGCAAAUAAUAAUUAACUCAGAAUUUCAUGGCUGUAACACCUGACAAAGAAGUUGGGAAAGGUGGCAAAAAAUACUAAGAAAUUUGAGGAAUGCUCAUCAAACACCUAUUUAUUUUCCCCGGGACAUCUGAUGAGGAAAAGAGAACAAUUUUGGGAAAAACGGGAUGGGUGGCAACUCUUAAGACUAAUGGGAAGAAAUCUGGAAAAUAAAACAGGAAAAAGAAGAACAAACAAUCCUCAACAAGACUUCAGAGUUUCUUUUCAUUAUUUAUUGUUAACUAUCUGUCAAGCUGUAUUGAGCCAACAUACAGUGAGGGCAGAAUAGACCACAGUUAUGUCCAAAGUACCAAGUGUUGGGUCAUUCACAAAGAGCUGGGUGCAAAACCCCCCAGAAAUAGAGCAAGAUGUAGGCUUAAUGUGCCGGAAGUACCAGGUUCUUUUUUGUAGCUCAUCCCAUUUCUGAUGAGUUGUCAGUAGGCCCUCCUUUGCAAAACUAUGGGGUUCAAGGGGUACUGUGUAAAACCACAAUUUAAGAUACAACACGGCACUUUCAGCAGAGAACAUAAGAUUGGAAUAGUUACACCAGAGAGGUUAUGACUGUCACUUUUCACAGUGCUGUAAAAUUAAGUGGGUCUGAAACCAACACUGAUGUCUGUCACGUAGGAAAGCAGCAAAUACAAUGCAAAAACAAACAUCCUCUGCAGUUUUUUAUUUGUAAAUUUAAAACCAUUGGUCUCACACAUCAUUUUAAUAGGGCUGUCUGCUAUUGAUUUCUCAAAUAAUUUCACAAAGAUUGACCCUCAAGUUUGUCGGAUAAAAUGCACACAUUUUUUGGUGAUAAACCACACAUCAAGCUAGUGAGUGUUAGAUAGUUAGUGUUUGCCCGCAUUGGAUCAGGUAACCCAGUGCCAGUUAGAAGACAAUGAAUAAUAUGUGGUAAUCCCUUGCAUUAUGCUUAAGCAGCAACAUGUACUUGAGCAGCCUGCCCAAGUAUUGUCUAUACGUGGAUAUAUAACAAGUUGAAUUCUCACUUGACACAAUUGAAAUUAAGUCUGUGUCAUGUGAACAAGUUUUGGCUGAAAAAGAGAUUAAAUGUUAUUUUUAAAAACCAAAUGCUACAGUUGAUAAUUCUCUGUUUUUUGUAGACACAAUGGCUUCACCAUCAACAUCUCUUGCCAAGGCCAACUCCAUCUUCCAUCUGGCGCUGUUCAAACAGCUGAGUGAGGAUGACCAAAAAGCGAAUGUGUUCUUCUCUCCUUUCAGCAUCUCCUCAGCUCUGGCUAUGGUGAUGCUGGGGGCCAGAGGCAACACUGCUGCACAGAUGUUAGAGGUGAAAACACAGACACGCUGAAACACACUCUCAAUACAGUGAGAAAUUGUCACAGUCUUGAAGAAACCCUUUUGGAGCCCAGUCAAGUGUUCAGAGGCCGUUAAAAUAAUGGAUCAGGUUCAUCAAUUUUGAGGAAAUAAUUACAAAGACUUAUGAACAGAUAUGUAUAAUAAAAGGUGUGGCUGAGCGGACUCACAGGUGGGCAUGAUGUAGCUGGGCACCAGGAGGCCCGCCUCAGCUCCACCCCUCAGUCUGUUUCUAGGUCAAAGCAACAUUUCUGAUAUGGCAUCCUUUGACUUGAAGACACUUGAUCAGAAAGUCUGCUCCACCAAACAUCUCAUAACAAGCAUGUUGUUGAAGUUGACCUGAAUGAACCUGAUGAUGAUACAAAUGAUCUGCACCCUCAGGUCCUAGGCUUCAAUGAGAGAGAUCAACCAAAGAAGACAGAGGAAGAAGAGCAGAUGCAGAUGCAGAUGCAGUCCCAGCAGGUGAGCAGACAGCCUGAUAUGGUGACAAAGACAGGAUGAAAACAAUGAUGAGUUAUAGGAAGUGUCUGUCACCUGUUAAGAGGAAAAAUUCCAAUAUUUGCUGCAACUUUUAUGUCAGAAUUUAGAUAUUCAGAGUGAAUGUUCAGCCUAAAAAAAGCAGAUAUAUGCAGCAGAUGGAAAACUUUCUUUUCCUAAAUUUUCAUGAGUUUGUGAUGUACAAGAUAGCUUAAGUGUGUGACCACCUUCAUUAAAAUCCUACUGGCUAAUUUUUGGUUUGGUCUUGACUUUACGGAAAAAAACAGAAAAAGACCAAUGGUAAAAAAUGUUAUGUCCAUGGAAAUCUUCAAUACAAACUUAAUUCAACCAGCAGUUAGUAUUGAUAAAAAUAACUUUACAUGAUCUAAAAUAAACACCUACAAAUGUUGCUAGAUCUUGAGGAGUUCCUGGCUCAUUGUUGUGCUUAUUUAUUUUUUAGAAGUCAACCAGGGGUACACAUUGGUGGAGAAAAUUCAGAAAUAUUGACUAUAAUUUCAUUUGGCUUGUAUUUUCAUUGUGAACAUUCCACAAAGAUUUUUUUCCUCACCUUAAAAAACUUAAUGGCACAAUAAACUAAUCCACCUGUAGGACUAAUAAAGGAAUAUCUUAUCUUACACAGGCUACAGAUAACUGAUAACUGAUAAAAAUGAAGACAUAAUAAAAAUGUGAAUACUAAAUUGUACUGCCUGACCUGGUUUUUUGGGCACACAGCUGACUCGUGAUGACAGAGUGAGCAAUUUGUAAUAGAGAAUGGCUCAGUUUGCCACUGUGAACUGGUUCUCAUUGUUCACUUAAAAGAGUCGUUCAAACAAUUGACUUGUAGGCAGACAUAAAAUCUCUAAUGGAUACCAAAACAAGCAUAAUACCAACUCAUAACUGAUGAGUCCUCAAUUGACCUGAAAGUGAAGUCUCUGAGGAUAACAACUUAUCCCUAUGUUAGAAGCAAAAUAAACAGAAUGCAAAACCUUGUGGUGCUGCUUGGUAUGGAAGCAGUAUAAGCAGUAUAUUUACUUGACUUUGACUGCAGCAUAACCCUGAUUCACCUAACCACCCACUCUGAAGGCAUCAGCUCUCAGCUGGAACAUUAUCAUUCUCCUAAUUGAGAAGGGAAACAAUAGGAUCACUUUUAAGGUCUAAAAACGGUUGCAAUCAUAGACUAUAUAUGUCUGUGUUUUUCUCAUUAUUUGAGCUGGCAAACUAAAAGGCCAUAAUAUAAAUAUUAAUAUUAAAGUCAUGUUAUGUUAACAUAAUACAAAGCUGUUUCAUGCUCUGCCUUACCUCACUGUCUCUUUAGCAUGUAUGUCUUCUGUGGCACUUCCACAGACAGGUGGUGUUAAGGAUGUCCAUGCUGAAUUUGGCAAUCUGCUCACCUUGCUUAACGAUCCGAGCGCCCUUUACUCCCUUGUUACUGCAAACAGACUGUACGGGGAACAGUCCUUCAAGUUUCAUGAGGUGAGGUGAUUUAGUAUAUAUAUAUAUAUAUAUAUAUAUAUAUAUAUAUAUAUAUAUAUAUAUAUAUAUAUAUAUAUAAUAUUGAAGUACUGACUAUAGAAGGUGCCAGGAACACUAUUACCAGACUGAUUUUUGAGUGCUCUCAUUGGAACUUUCAUGGCAACUAGAUUGAGCAAUUUUUUUAUAUAUAUGACACAUGGCAGCUGUAGUCACAGACCAACUGAAAGAUGGUCUAAAGAGGAUUGACCAGAGCUACCUCCCUGGCAAAUAAAAGGUCUGGUGCUAUCAGUCCACACUCUACCAGCAUGUGAUGUGACCACUUAAGAUGUGUGAAAUAACAGCAACAACAGUCACAAAGCUGGAUGCCAAGGCAAGCAAUUACAUCCGAAAGUGGAUGGACUUCCAAGGUGCCUCUCUGAUGCUGCUCUGUUCGGAAGAAAUGCACUGAGACUGCCCCUGAAGAACAUCACAACCAGGUACAGGCUUGAGAAAUCCAGGUUGGUGCUGGAAAUCAGGCAGUCAAGUGACCAUCUGGUCAGGAAUUCUGGUGCCAAGAACAGGCAGAGCAUGGAAGGCAGAGGCCUGUGUGGACAAUGCCAUCUCCAGACUGAAGCACAAAGAGCUUGUGGGAAGAACGCAAUAGGGAAGGUGUGGUCUUGGCUGGGGAGAGCCACAGAAGCUGUGGUCAAAAGCAUCCUUGAAAGAAGGAGAACCUGGUGGUUACGGAAGUGGCAAGGAUGGAGGAGGACAGGUUCUUUGCCGAGUCCAAUGGCCAGUGCCAGCAAGGCCAGUGGACCAAGUGGGAGGGCAUCUUACCAAGGUUAGUGAAAUGGAGUGACCUUUGGAAGAUGCCUCAGACGAGGAUAAGCUUUCUCAUAAGAGCUACUUAUGACACCCUUCCAAGCCCAACAAACCUGGCACGAUGGUACAACUGUGACCUCUGCAAAAAAAACCACAGGAAAUCUCUGCCACAUUCUGUGUGGCUGCCAGACGGCUCUGGCCCAGGGUCGUUACAGGUGGCGGCACGACCAAGUACUAAGAAUGCUGGCAGAGCACACAGAGAGUAUGAGAGUCCUGGCCAAUGAGAAGUCAGAAUCCCAACAGAGGCAGCUGGUGCAGUUUGUAACAGCAGGAGAGGCCAGAAAGAAAUGCCCAAAAAAGAGACAGAGAACAGACCAUCCGCCCUGGCCCCGGGCUGGUCAAUGAGAGCAGACCUCGAAAAACAGCUACGCUUCCCCUGUGACAUCACGUUCACCACGUUGAGACCCAACAUUGUCCUUUGGUCAAUAACUGAGAAGCGAGUCCUGUUAGUCGAGUUGAUGGUCCCAUGGGAGCAAAACAUCCAGGAAGCGUACGAGAGGAAAAAGGCACGGUAUGCUGACUUUGUGGCAGAAUGCCAAGAGAAAGACUGGAGAGCAACAACCUAUCCAGUGGAAAUUGGCUGCCGUGGUUUUGUUGGCCUCUCAACCAACCGUUUCCUGAGGGACAUUGUCUCCACAGCAGCAAAGGUCAAAAAUGUCCUUAAGGAUCUCUCAGAAGAAGCGGAAAAGGGAAGUUUCUGGCUCUGGCUACGAAGAAAGGACAAGAGCUGGGGGAACCGAGAUGCCACAUAGCAAAAACUGAAUAUCGAAAUCCAACUGCAGAGAGUGGCAGGGAGACGUCCCUGACUGCUGCCCCACCAUCCUGAGAUGUUCUGGGGCCUCAUUUAUAAAGCUUGCUUACGCACAAAACCUGGCUAGAAAUUGCGUACGCCACUUCUUACGCAAGAGUUGGGAUUUAUAAAAGAAAAACUAGUGUAGGAAUGUGCGCAACUUUAAGCAAACUCCACACCUUGCUUACGCACUUUUUGGAGACAAUCGGAGCAAGGUGAGAAUAGUCCGGGUGAUGCGUUCAGCACAACGGAUGACUCGAUGCAGCCUUUCUGUCCUGAGAGCUGCAGCUGCCGUACCAGGCAGUGAUGCUCGCAGAAAGCACAGACCCCACUGUGGCGGUGUAGAUAGUUUGCCAAUUUGAAUUUACAAAUGUGCAAAAAAACAAAUUCCAUUUACAUGCAUUUGUUUUAAGAUAAAUAUGACUACAUCUUUUUGGUUUACGAACUUUCACCACAUAAGCAGCGGUGGAUAACGGAGCGUUUUUUUUUUUUGAACACAUGCACGAGUGUCACACGUGCUUGUUUUUUCUGAUCCUCACCUGUCGCCGCCACGCUCUGAUGGUGAAAAGCCACUUUUUUCUUAGCCUCCACCUUUAGAUCAGACCACUUCUUCUUGAUUUCGGCACAGUUUUGUUUUCGUCAUCGUCGAGGAAAACAAAACUCCACGUGUUUGCGCGCACGCGUGCGUGUGUGUCUGUGUGUUGGAGGAGCACAGCAGGCUGAUGAGAGCUGUCAGAGCGGACAGAAGCUGCUCCUAUAUGUUUAGCGUUUAACUGACUGAGUUUUGCAACUCUGGUCGUCAUUUUCGUCUCGUCCCAUCAACGUAACCGCACAUUCGUCUCGUCACAUUUUAGUCAUCUCCGACUUAUGUUUAGCUCGUCAACGUUACGUCUUCGUCGUGGAAGAAAAGGGAAAUAUUUCCGUCAACAAAAACAACCAGUGUUGUUCUCGUUGAUGAAAAUAUUUCCUUUUGACGCUGGUGUUGACGAAAAUAUUUGACGAAAUAUGACGAAAACAACACUGUUUCGGCAACGCUGCGCUCAGUGCCAGCCGCAAUUGCCACCACGGCAACGGCGUUUUUAUUGGUGAUGCCACUCGAAUGGCCGCCGAAUAAGGUCUCCCGUCUCGCCGCCACCUCAUUUACAAGAACCUCCACCUCGAUCUCUGAAAAGUUUCUUUUUCUACGACUUGCUGAUGCCAUGGUUAAGCGUGAAAUGCCGUGGAUCCACCAGGCUUAUUUACAUGCAAAUCACAUUCAUGAGGUAAUUUGCAUGACCAUACAUGGUGAAUUUUGGGUGUGGAGAGGGCGGGGAAGAAUCAAAUCCCUGCUGCGCAACUUUCCAGCUGGUCUGUGAUUUAUAAAGGGAAAGUGCGUGCAGGUGUGCGUAGGCAGGGUUUUAUAAAUCAGAUUUUUUUUUGCCUACGCACUUUUCAGCUUUUCAACUUACGUACACUUUUAGUAUGGAUCCUACGCCAGGUUUUAUAAAUGAGGCCCCUGGUGAUCAAAGGGGCGAAACAUCAGUGAAGGAUGACUCCCAGCUGAGGACCCUGCAGCUGGUAUCGAGAUACUGGCUGAGGUGGCCCGGCUAAAGUACCCCAGAGGUCCCCAACAUCGACCUGCGACAGUGAACCAUCAGGUACGCGGCCAGGUGCAAGUCUGGCUCAGGGAGGAGGACACCCCUGCCAUGCAGAGUCCCUGGGUCAGUCCCUGGUGAACAAGGGAAAACAUCUGGCCAGGAUGGCUCCCAGCUGAAGCCUGCAGCUGGGACUUAGGCACCGUCGGAGGUGCGCCAGGCAGAGAUGCCCUGCAGGUACCAACAUAUGCCUGUGUACAAAAGUAUCCCUUUGAUAAAUGACAUAUAUUUUCUUUUUCAUUUGAGUUCCUAUUCAUUCCAUGAAGAAGAAAAAUAUGUCAGUUAGAAAUGAAACUGUAACUCUAAUUCGGUUUCACCAUACAAACAUGCCUUUUUUUAAAAUCCAGAGUUUCCUGGCAGACAUCAAAGCACACUACAGCGCUGAGUUGGAAUCUGAGGACUUCAAAACCAAAGCAGAGGAGGCCCGGAUCAACAUCAACACCUGGGUGAAGGAAAAGACACAAGGUAGAAGUGACAAUGCUGUUGAAAAUCAAUGAGGACUGUGUUGGAUAAAAAAAGAAACAGACGUUAUAGAUUUGAAAAAUAUCAAACCCAUUCUAAUGUAAAAUGAACAAAAACAUAUCAAAAGUCAGAUAUGAGAAAUCACAACGUGCUUAAAAAAUCCAUCAGACAGCUCCAACUGAUUCAGAAUGCUGCUGCUCGAGUCCUCACUAAGACCAAGAAAGUAGAUCAUAUCACCCCAGUUCUCAGAUCUUUACACUGGCUUCCCGUCUGUCAAAGAAUUGAUUUUAAGAUACUAUUGCUGGUUUAUAAAGCACUGAAUGGAUCAGGACCAAAAUACAUUUCUGAUAUGCUGAUACGUUACGAACCAUCCAGACCGCUCAGAUCAUCAGGAGCAGGUCUGCUCUCUGUCCCCAGAGUCAGAACUAAACGUGGAGAAGCAGCUUUUAGUUUUUAUGCUCCUCAUAUCUGGAACAAACUCCCUGAAAACUGUAGGUCUGCUGAAACUCUCAGCUCUUUUAAAUCACAGCUGAAAACGCAUAUGUUUGCUGUGGCCUAUCAUUAAAUCAAACCUGAGGCCUUUAAUCAACAUCUUCAUCAUCUGCCUGUCUUGAUCUUUUUUUUUUUUUUUUUCUAUCUCUCCAAUCUAACCUUUGUUUUCUUUUAUCUCCAAUCUUAUUUUAGCUUUGAAUGUAACUUUUAAUCUGUUAAAUGUCUUUUACGCUGUUUUUACUUUUUAAAUUGUGUUGAAUGUUUUGCCUGCUUGUUUCAUGUAAAGCACCUUGAAUUGCCCUGCUGCUGAAAUGUGCUAUACAAAUAAACUUGACUUGACUUGACUUAAGAAAUGGUAUUCCUGUUUGGGUGACCGCAACAUGUUUCAAAAUCAGCUGGAGUACUUGUAAUAUAAAUCUGUGCACCAAAGGGACAAGGACCAAAAAACAAUACUGGAUAACAUUUAAGCCCUCAGAUUGCAAUGCAUUAAAAACACACAUGACUUUGUGGUGGAAGUCACUGCAUGGGCUCUUAAUCACCUCCAAAAACCACUGCCCAUGAACACAGUUCACAGCUGCAUCCACAGCAUCAUGCAAAGAAAAAACUAUGUAGAUAUCAUCUAUAAAUGCUGGUGACUUCUCUUGACCCAAGCCUUUUUAAGAUGGAUUCAGGCAAAGGUAAAACCAUCCAAAAUAGUUGGGCAAGUCCACUGUCAGAGUCUAUUUUGACCUCUUCUUUAAGUCCUUAUUCCUGUUUUUUCCUGUAGUUUCCCUAUUUCAUUUUCACUCAGUUUCAGACACAUCAGAAAAUGACUUCAAAGGAAAACCUUUUUCCUUUCAUACCCACUCAUUUUUUGAUUUAUCUUUAACUGUAUAAACUGUGUCUCGUCUCUUCCUCAAUUGUUUUCAGUAGACCACUCAAUAAAUAACAUGUGAAUGCUCUGUAUCUUUGUUCUUCUCCUCUUUGUGGUACAACUACCAGAAAAUAAGGAACCAAAUUUCCUUGUGAAUAAAAGUACUGUAGAGUCCAUGUGUCUGUUACUCAGUCUGAUGGAUAUUUCUCUUCAUCACCAGGUAAAAUCUCGGACCUGCUGUCUCAGGGCGCCAUAAAUGAAUUGACCAAGCUUGUGCUGGUCAACGCCAUCUACUUUAAGGGAACAUGGGAGCAAAUUUUUGACAAGGAGCUCACUAUAGAUCAUCCAUUCAGAAUAAGUAAGGUAAGACUGCUCACAGACAGAAACUGAAGGAAACAGACUAAAGAACAAAAGCUGCUAAAUAAGUGAAUUUAAUAAAUCUUUUCUGUGAAGUCUUAAUGAUCUGAGCCUAUUUAACUCAGACUUUUUCUGCAGAGUUAUAGAGCAAAAAGCCAGAAGUCCUACUUACGUCGAGGCUACAUGAACAUAGAAACAGAGGAGGAAGCUAAGACAAAUAGACACCAGACAGUGUUGAGGCAGUGGAGGAACUUGUGUGACUAUGUUGAUACAGAAUUCAUUAAUUAGUGAAUUUUUACCUGUGAAAUGAGACACUAAUUUAUUACUUAAAAUUUUGAUUUUUCUGUAGAUUUUCCCACAAAAACUGAAUGAUGAUGAACAGUUCUGGCCCUGUUACCAGAAUUCCAACAUUAGUCUCAAAAAUCCAUCUGUCUUGAAAUUCUAUGUUCUGCUGCAGCUCUGCGUAGUGUGUGUCUUAAUUAAAGGUGCAAAAUCCACUCUUACAUGUAAGUUGAAACUUGUGAGUUUUAAAGUAAGUUGUGUCAGUGUUAGAUUGCACCAUGCAGACAUAAGGUUCAUUUUAACCAGUAAAACCUUUCGUCCAAACAAACCAAAAUAUGCUUAAAAUUAUUUUGUCACUCCAUUUGGCCAAUGAGAGAGAAGCUUUUGUUAACGGGCUGUUUACCUUUAAAAAGGCCAGUGGCUGAAAUAACUGCAGCUAACUCCCAUUAAUCAACGUUCAGCAGUGUAGUGGUAUGUAAAAUAAGGCAAAACAGUAUGAUUAGAUGAUAAUGUCUAUUGUAAAAUAACAAGUGGCCUUGAGUAAUAUAAAUGUUAAAUAUAAACUGGUACUCUGUUGGUGUACAGAUGGAAUGAUCUCGGCUUGUUAAAAAUGAAAGCAGGAGUACAAACCAAAGUCUUUACACAUUUCAGAGUGAUGUAAAUGAUCACAGAGAUGUUGCAACCACAGAACAGCCAGUAAAAUGCUCUGCUUCUCCUCAUCUUCCAAAUUAUACCAUCUUAAAAACACAUGAAGCUGUGUUUCACCAAGGUCUAUGCACCUACUCAGAGCUAUAGAGGUAAGAUGUAAACUUAUGUGGAUUGAUUAUGUUGAAACUACUUCAGCCAGUGACCUUGAACAUGAGUAUAAACUCAUAUAUAAAGUCACACUUAAACUAAGCUAGAUUUGAACUUUAACAGAGCUGGUUUGAUCCAGUGCUGACCUCAGAAGUUUGAUUUUUAUAAUCUGUUCUUCAGUCUACUUUUUAAAUCAGAAAACACCCAAACAGAUGUUUUAAUAGUUUGUUAUUAAUAGACAAUCAAAGUUUAUGAGUUUGAGGUACAAAAAAACACUCAACAGUUCUCUGUUCUCUCAUAGAGUGACACCAAAACUGUGAAGAUGAUGUGCAUGGAGAAGUCGUUCUUUUACAACUCCAUACCAGAGCUCAACAUCAAGGUAAUGUACCUUCAGCCUGUUGUUCAGGAUCAGUGACUUAUAUAAAGAUGGCUGACACAUCUUCCUAUCCUCCCACUAUUCAAAAGUGAAAUCAAACAUGGCCGACACUGAGAUAUCUAACUGGUGGUGACGUUCCAGGUGAUGAGUUUGUGCAGUAAGCAUUAGCGGAGCUGCAAUCAGACCCAGCAGGGGAAACCCAUUUGUUGGUGGUUAUUAAAGUUUCUUGGAGGGGCGCAAUAAUCUGGAAUAGUGACAGGUGCUUGACUUGUGUCUAUUAUGAAACUCUAUGCCUAUGCCCUGCUCACUAUCUCACUGAACUGAAGCAUUUGGAAAUACAUUUAAUAAUGCAGGUGUAGAUCCUCGGCUGUAAGGAUUUCUCUCGAUAUGAGCCUUGUAUGGGUUUAGUUCAAUGCUUACCCCCUCGAUGAUUUAGCAUCUAUGUUAAAAGACAACUAAACACAUUGCCACUAAAUGCUAUAUGCUGUUCCAAUGCUUCCUGUGGAAACUAGUAUUGUAUUCUGAUUAUCUAGUUCGACUCAUGCCUCAUCUGUUGCCGUGGAGAGGGAGGCUGUUGUGACCUCUAUGACCAGCCAGCCAGUAGGGGAAGCACGAAAUGUUUGUCAUCCAUACUUUUUAUAGAAUAGAAUAUUCCUUUAUUGAUCCCCCAUGGGGAAAUUUUUUUUGUCACAGCAGCAUCACAGACAAGACAAGAAGUGCAAAAAUGCAGUUAUAACAAUAAGGGUCCUAAUAUUAAGAACUUAAAUAAAUGUAAUAAUUAAGAAAAAAAAAUCAGAAAAGGGAGAAGAAAAAAUAAAGCUUUCUACAAUAUACACAAUUUAAAUGCCAUAAAAAAAGUGGUGGUGUAAAUCCAGUUUUGUUACUGUUCAUUGUAAAGUCUUAUUGCAGAAGGGAGGAAUGACCUGCGGUAGCGCUCCGUCCUGCAGGGUGGGAGUCUCAGUCUGCUGCUGAAGGAGCUGCCUAAAGCCCCCACAGUCUGGUGCAGUGGGUGAGAGGGAUUGUCCAUGAUGGAUACAAGCUUUGUUAACAUCCUCCUCUCACCCACCUCCUCCAGGGAGUCCAAAGAGCAGUCCAGGACAGAACCGGCCCUCCGGACCAGUCUAUUCAGUCUCUUCCUGUCCCUCUCGGUGCUCCCCGCCCCCCAGCAGACCACUGCAUAGAAAAGUGCAGAUGCUACCACAGAGUCAUAGAAAGUCCUGAGCAGAGUCCUGCACACUCCAAAGGACCUCAGUCUCCUCAGCAGGUGGAGACGACUUUGGCCCUUCUUGUACAGGACGUCUGUGUUUGUUGACCAGUCCAGUUUGUUGUUGAGGUGGACACCCAGGAAUCUGUAGGACUCCACCAUCUCGAUGUCCAGACCCUGUAUGUUCACUGGAACUGUUUGAGGUGUCCCCCUCCUGCGGAAAUCCACAACCAUCUCCUUUGUCUUACUGGCGUUGAGCUGGAGGUGGUUUGUGCCACACGAGUUGACAAAGUCAGUGAUGAGUCCUGUAUUCCCGCUCAUCCCCUGACGAUACACAUCCGACGAUGGCUGUGUCAUCAGAGAACUUCUGGAGGUGACAGCUCCCAGAGUUAUAGCUGAAGUCUGAGGUGUACAGGGUGAAGAGGAAGGGGGAGAGCACUGUCCCCUGUGGAGCCCCCAUGCUGCAGACCACCAUGUCCGAUACACAGUUCUGAAGCCUCACAAACUGUGGUCUGUCGGUGAGGUAGUCCACGGUCCAUGCGGCUAGGUGACAGUCCACUCCCGCCCGCUCGAGCUUCCCCCUGAGCAGUGAAGGCUGGAUGGUGUUGAACGCACUGGAGAAGUCAAAAAACAUGACCCUCACAGUGCUGCCAGUGUUCUCCAGGUGAGCCAUGGACCUCUGCAGCAGGUAGAUGACUGCGUCAUCCACCCCGAUGUUUGGCUGGUAUGCAAACUGUAGAGGAUCCAGAUGAGAGCUCACCAGGGGGCGGAGGUUCCUCAGCACGAUCCUCUCCAGAGUCUUCAUCAGGUGAAAAGUGAGGGCCACAGGUCUGAAGUGGUUGGGCUCCCUGGGGUGUGCUGUCUUGGGGACAGGAAUCACGCAGGAAGUCUUCCACAGUGUUGGGACCCUCUCCAGACUCAGGCUCAAGCUGAAGAUGUGCAGUAGCACCUCACAGAGCUGGUCUGCACAGUCUUUCAGGAGUCUGGGGCUGAUGCCAUCAGGACCCGUGGCUUUCCUUGGCUUCAUCUUCCUCAGCUCACUUCUCACCUGGUCAGCUGUUAUGGAGAGGCUGGGGGUGGUGCUGGAGGGGGUGGUGGAGGAUGAGUGGAGGGGGGUUGAUGGUGUCGGUGCCAUGGGACUGAGGUGGUGUGAAUAAGAAGAAGGAGGAGCAGCAGACGGGUCGUUGGUUAGAUGAGUCGGGGGAGGAGUGGGAGUAGAGUCAAAUCUAUUGAAGAACAGAUUCAGCUCGUUGGCCCACUCCCUGUCUCCUGCUUCAGGUCCCCUCUCAUGGCCCCUGCUAUGACCUGAGAUGGAUUUCAGGCCUCUCCAGACCUCCCUUGCGUUGUUCUGUUGCAAAAGGUUUUCCAUCUUGGUCUUGUAGCUGGCCUUUCCCUCUCUGAUCUUCUUCUUCAACUCCUUCUGCACCCUCCUCAGCUCCUCCUUGUCCCCAGAUUUAAAGACCCUCCUCUUCUCCUUCAGGAGGACUUUCAGUUCCGGGGUCACCCAGGGUUUGCUGUUGGAGAAACACUGUACUUUCCUGGUGGGUACGGUGUUCUCAACACAGAAGUUAAUAUAGUCCGUGAUGCAGUCAGUCAUGGUGUCGAUGUCAUCACCAUGUGGGCCGCACAGUACAUCCCAGUCUGUGGUCUCAAAACAGUCCUGCAGCGCCUCAGUGGCCUCCUCAGACCACCUCUUAACAUACCUGAUGGUGGGGGGUUGUUUCUUCACCAUAGGUAUGUAAAUGGGCUGCAGUCUCACCAGGUUGUGAUCUGAGCGGCCCAGCGGGGGGAGGGGGGGGGAGGUGUAUGCAUCCUUGGUGUUUGUAUAAAGUAAGUCCAAAGUUUUAUUGUCUCUUGUUGGGCAGUUUACAUACUGGCUGAAGGUAGGGAGAGUGGAGGACAGCGAUGCAUGAUUAAAGUCUCCAGAGAUGAUGAUCAGAGACUGAGGGUGUAAUGUCUGUAGCUUGGACACUUCACCAUGGAGGAGUUCACAGGCUGCAGCAGCAUCAGCCGAGGGGGGGAUGUAAACAGUUAACGCGAUGACGUGCGAAAACUCCCUCGGUAGGUAAUAUGGCCGCAAACUCACAGCCAGCAGCUCAAUGUCCUUAGAGCAGAGCUGCUCUUUAACACUGACGUGCCCAGCAUUACACCAUCUCUCAUUCACAUACACCGCUAUCCCGCCUCCUUUCUUCUUACCACUCUCCCUCACGAUCCGGUCCGCUCUGACGAGGUGAAAUCCGUCCAAAGUUAUGAGCGGGUCCGGAGUGAGUUCGUUCAGCCAUGACUCCGUGAACAUCAUGAGGCUACACUCCCUAUACUCCCACUGCAGCCGAGUUAGCGCUGUGAGCUCUUCCAUCUUGUUGGGGAGAGACCUCACGUUUCCCAUGAUGAUGGACGGGACAGUUGGUUUGUAACGUCUCCGCUUUGCCCGAUGCUGAACUCCAGCCCUGCAUCCUCUCCUUCUCCUGCGGAGCUUAGCGGGGAUGUCCGGUCUCUCCCACGAAGGUGGCCGGGCUUGGCGCAGCGCCAACAGCUGUUCACGGCUGUAAACAAUGCGGCCGGUGAAUGGGUCGCCGGUCGCGGACUUAAAAACUCCGAAAAAUAAAAGAAAACAAAGUGCUAGAGUCAUGAACUGCACAUCCAUGGCUGGAAUAUGCAGACACAACACUGCUGAAUGAAAAGAAAGAUAAAAAGGUGCAAAAAACAACAAUAAGAACGCACAUACGUGAAGUCUGUGAGGAGCUGCUGUGACUUGCUGCCACUCUCAGGGCGCCCGAGUCACACCAGCCUAUUCAUAUUAUUCAGCCUAUGAUCAAGAUGAAGAAAUCAGAUUUCAACAUGGUUAAAGAAUAACAAUCUUUUGAACAGAUCCUUGAAGUGCCUUACAAAGGAAGAGAACUCAGCAUGCUCAUCUUCCUGCCCGAUGACAUUGAGGACGACACCACAGGCCUGGAGAAGGUAGAGAACCCCCCCCCGCCCCAAACACACACACACACACACACACACACACACACACACACACACACACACACACACACACACACACACACACACAUACACACUGUACGUGUAACUAUAAAAUAAACAGACUGACUGAUUGCUGUUGUUUUAUUCACACCAGCUGCAGAAGGAGCUGACCUAUCAAAACUUUGAGCAGUGGACAGAAAAGAUGAAUCAUGGUCAGGUGGAGGUGAAAUUUCCUCGGUUCAAGUUGGAAGAGACGUACAGCAUGGUGGAAACCCUGAAGAAGUUGGGAAUGACGGAUCUUUUCAGCUCCUUGAGGAGUGAUUUUUCAGGUCAGAAAUAAAAAUAUACUUUAGGAUGUUGUUCGAAGAGAAAAAAAUUAUGUUCACUAUAACAUUUUCUAAUUCAUUAUUUGUAAAAAAUCAGCUUUCUCUGUCUCCCCCUGUGCAGGCAUGUCUCCAGUCAAGGGCCUGGCUGUAUCUGAAGUGGUUCACAAGGCGUUUGUGGAUGUGAACGAGGAGGGGACAGAGGCGGCAGCUGCCACUGGUAUCACAAUGGAGACUCUUAUGGGUUAUAUUGGGAAGCCCUUCUCCUUCGUGGCAGACCACCCCUUCCUCUUCUUCAUCAAACAUAAACCCAGCAAUACUGUCCUCUUUGCAGGUAGAUACUGCAAACCAGAGUAAACUCUGCAGAACGUCCGCAGACAUGAGAUGUGAAGGGGGUCGAUAUGUGACACCCCAGCAUCAUUUGUAAGGGAGUAGAUUGAGAUGGUUACUUGGUCUCUUUGUGGUCACUCUUCUAAACUUUUGGUUGUUUUCUGCUUUGGUUUCUUUCAUUAUAUUGAAUUGCUGUUUUAUUUUUGGCCAUUAUGAAGUUCCUUUUGCAAGCUUUGCAGUAGAUAUGUCUCUUAUAGGUAUAAUCUGUCUGUUUUUCACAUUUUGUGUACAUUUUUAGGGCACUUGGGUGAUUUACAUUAAAACACAGUGGGGUUUUUUGUGUUUGCAUCAUUUAAGUUUCUAAUGUUUAUAUGGUGGCUUUGUCUUUUCACAAAUUUUGUUCACUCUUUCUUUUUUGCCACAUUUUUUCUACUUUAUUAUGGCUCUUAAAUUUUCUGUGUUCUCUGUGAAGUUGAUUCUAGAGUCUUAAAACACUGAAUUAGACUCAUGAGAGUCCGAUAUAUCCACUAACUUCAUAUCCUCUAAAAGAAGAUGGAGAAUUUCUGCUAUUGACUAUUCAGUUUUUUUGAGCUGUGCUUUGGGAGAGCUUUUGAGUCAAAACUGUGCUGCUUUGCAUAAAGACAUACCUAUGUCUGCUUUGAUACAUCAUUAAAAUGUAUUGUGUGCAUUUUGAGAGCUGCCCUUGUACCAAAGCCACUCUGAAGACAUUAACAUAAUGCAAACAGUCAUUACUGUAAUUUCAAGGGUUCAGAGGGUAUAAAUGUAACUAUGGAGCAUCUUUGAUAGAUUUGAUCAGUUGUUUCCACGAUGGUGGCUGCAGCAGUCCAACAGCUUCUCAUAUUCUCUGUACCCUUUUGUCAUCAAAAUGUUCUGCAUGCAUGAAUAAAAUGCUCAAAUAAUGA